Messenger RNA from Effrenium voratum, 353 nucleotides. NCBI's taxonomy places the organism in Eukaryota, Dinophyceae, Suessiales, Symbiodiniaceae. The record is from the annotation of a GenBank genome assembly.
AUGGGCGCGUCGCUUCUGGACUUGGACCCGGAGGUAGCGAAGCUCGUGGAGCUCACGGUCCAGCCCUCCAGGGGAACUGGCCUCAGCAGCGCGGCGGCAGAGGAGCUGCUGCAUGCGGAGCCUGGGACAACCCUAGAGGUCCUGGCCCAGCGGGGCCUCGAGCUGGGGGAGGAGCGCUUACGGCGGACACCGGCCCUCUACCAUCGGGUGCGGCUGCUGCCGGACACGAGGCUGGUGCAACAGUGGUUCGACAGAUCCAGGCCCUGCCAAUGCAACCGGCCUGGGUGCUGCGGGGGGGUGAUGUGGUCCUCCCGCGCGGAGAAGCAUUUGGGCCGCGAGGGCCUGGUGUUGCA